AACCGCUGAGCGCGGCGCACACAGAUACUCCACACACACACACACCGAUCCGCGCACCCUCGCGGCCGAAGCCGCAAACCGAGCGCCGCACAGACCGCCCGAGUCCCUUCACCACGCGCCCCACCGGGCCUCCACCACGCCCGAGCAGGCGACCAGCAGGCCGCAGAUCCUCGAUAAGCACCACGCCGGGCCAGCAGGCUCCUUCACACGCCGCCACCAGCCGCAGCACCAACGCGGGCCGCCAUGGAAGCGCGCCUAGCACCGCACGGGAUCACGAGCCCCCCGUCGAGCCCCGAGAACCAGCGCCGCCAAGACAGUUCGGGGCCCCGCCUGGGAGCGAGCGAGCUGGGAUGAAGUCAGGCGUGGAGGUGGACGGCGGCUCGGACCCUGGUGACGGCGCCGCUGGACUUCGGGAUGGGUGUCGAGAGGGUUCCGGAUCUGCUCUUUGUUGUGGAGGAAUUGACCGGAGGAGGGAGAUCAAGCGGCGGGGGAGAGGAGGGGUAUCAGAGGGCUGAGAGGGGGUAUGUUACUGUCUUUGUAAGAUCAUCGUGCAGUCUUAUGCUUAUACCACAUCACUAGUCUGUGAAAAACUACAUAUAACUCCAAUUGUCCUGUGGGAUAGUACCGAAAUAGUUAACCUUCUAUUUACACCGGCCUAUUUCGUAUGGUUCAUUUGAAUCCUUCAGGAUUGUAAACAUCAAAUUUUAGACUGUUUGCGAGGAACAACUGUCUAAUCUAGUUGAAGUUACAUGUUUCUGGAGUGUACCAUGGUGAAAAUGGCCAAUCGUUGACUGCCCUGUUAGAGUUACUGUUGAUUCAUCGCAUCGGUGCCCAAAGAUUUGUUGCCCUGGCGAUAAUGAACUUGUAAUUUGUGAACAAGCUCAUGCCUCCAGUCUGCUGGUUUUUUCUGUACAAUAUCCUCAGACAAGUAACCGUGGAAAAGAAAGGCAUGGCAAAACCAUUGAUGAGGAAGGUUGCAGAGUGAGCUGCCAUUACUGCGUUAAGGUGGUUUCGAGUUACAACCGCCUAGAACACCAUUUAGCAGGCAUCAGGGGCAAUGUCAGCACAAGCUUAAGGAGUUCACUUGUGGAUCGCAAGAAGAGAAAGCUUGGAUGCUCAGAAAAAUGAAGAAACGGAAGCAUGAACAUGAUGAGGUUCCUCACACAAGCCCAGCCCUUCCAUCUGCUCAAGUCCAGCAACCACAGCUACAACCAACUGUGUCCAAUAACCGCUGCUUUCUUCAUUAUCUACCGGAUUUGAGGCAGCCCAAGGAAAUCACAUAUAAUCCUUGUCAACUGAAACCAAAGGUUGAGGCAAAUGACUUUGAUUCUCCUUCAGCAAAAUCAAUAGGCAAGUUCUUCUCCAAACCUGCACCUGAGCCUACGUACGAAGCUGUUCUGCAGGAGCAACUAAGAGAAACUGAGAACCGCGCAAAGGAACUCAAGCAAGAGUGGCAAACAAGUGGCUGCACUGUAAUUGUUGAUAGUUGGAAGAGCAAGUGUGGCAAAAGCUUCGUAAGUGUCCUGGUGCACUGUAGCAAAGGUAUGCACUUCCUCAGAUCCAUUGAUGUCUCUGAAAUCACUGAGGACUUCGAUGAGCUAAAAUCAAUGCUCUCUCGCGUGGUUGAUGAUGUCGGUGCCCAUAACAUUGUUCAGAUUGUCAUGAAUGACGUGUCACCCCAUAUGCAGAUGGCACGACAGUAUGUUCUAAAUAAAUAUGAUAGUUUUUUCUUCACACUAUGUGUUGACCAUUGCAUCAACCUUCUGCUUGAGAAAAUAGCAGCGCUCGAGCAUGUCAGUGAAGUUCUAAUGAAGGCAAGGGAAAUUACAAGGUUUUUAAAUGUCCAUGCACUGCCAAUGAAACUGAAAGGAAGAUAUGUCCAGGAGGAGAUUUUGAGCAGUUCUUAUCUGAAAUUUGUGGCAGUGUUCAUCACAUUAGAGAGGUUAGUUUCUGCAAGAGUAGGUCUGGUGCAGAUGUUCAGCUCACCUGAAUGGGUUCCCUCUGGUUGGGCUUCUCUUGAUUUGUUUGAGCGUAUCCAGAGCAUAGUAAAGACAGACGAUACAUUUUGGCAUGCUGCGGCCAAAGUCGUGAAGGUUACAAGUCCACUUGUCAGAGUGUUGUAUAAACUGGAAUCUGAUAUCUGUCCGAUGGGUAUCUUGUAUGAAGCCAUGCAUGGUGCAAAAACAGAGAUAUGUGUCAAUAUUGGAGAUGGAAGUGAGUUUUAUUUGCGUAUAAUUGACAGGAUAUGGGAUGGUUACUUGCAUAGCCCUCUUCAUGCUGCUGGUCAGAUGCUAAACCCAAGGAUCUUUUACGCAGCUGGAUCCCACCUUUAUACUGUGAUCAGCAGCGGCAUCGCGGCCUGUAUAAUCCAACUGGGCAAGGCUCAUUACGAUCCCAGAAAUGCGUUAGCACAAUUGGAAGUGUAUGAAAAGAAGUUGCGCUAUUUCGAUACAGAUCGAGCAAAGCAGCAAAUAAUGGAAUUACCACAAGUUAAAUGGUGGUCGAAGCAUGGGGCUCGCGUGCCCGACCUGCAGACCCUUGCGAGGCGGGUCCUGAGGCAGACGUGCUUCGGCGCCACCAGGUACAACAUCGACUGGAGCCUGUCGGAGAAGCUGCACGCUGAGUGGGACGAGAUGACGCUUUCCGAACAGGAGAGGUUCCGGCAGAAGGAGUACGUCCACUACAACAGCGUCCUCGCCCGCGCCUCCCCGCUCCUGCACGGCUCCUCCGUGAAGCAGCACGACAGGGUCACCUUGGUGCUGCAGGACUGGAUCAGACCGCAGAAACAGGCCGCUGGUCGCCACUGAGUGAGACAGCGUUCAGUUCGGCCUGGAGCGAUGCUUUAUCGCCUCCUCAGUUUUCUUUGCUAUCUGUGUGUGCUGCUGCAAUGGUGUGCAGAAGUAAUCUGUCGAGUGGCAAUGUCGUACUGGUACUAUCGUCGUCUCUGACGAAUCUCCAAGUUUUUAAUUUCUUGAACUCCUGCUGGAUUACCAAGUUUGUUAUGUUGUGUUGAAACCCUGCUGAAUUUCCAAGUUAUUAGAAGUAUGGUUGUGGAUCA
Molecule: messenger RNA, 3058 nt
Organism: Triticum urartu
Lineage: Eukaryota; Viridiplantae; Streptophyta; Magnoliopsida; Poales; Poaceae
Source: RefSeq, a predicted model, not a curated record